GGCAAAUCAUUAUUAGGAACAACUUGUCCUUUAAUCCUCCCACCAGACAAGGAGAAUCUGCCCAUAUCAAAAUACAAAGCUCUUCUCAGUGCUUUGUUUCUCCUCUGCUGCUGCUGGAGAUCAAGUUUGAAGAUGGCUGCCAUGAGGUUUGAAUCUUGGACCACCAUCUUGAUUCCUCUGCUGCUCUUACAGGUCAGAAUUCAUGGAGGUAGUGGGGCUAGGGAGCUUGAUCUGAGGGACCCGACUCGACCCGAGCAUCCCUAUCCUGGAAACACGAAGCUGAGCAAGGGGGACGUCAACCCUGAUGUCUUGAGGUUGCCUUCAGAACAUGGACAUCAUGGGAUGAUGCAUCAUCAUCACCGUCAUGGUGCUCAAGGUGACCCAUCAACAAUGGUGUUUUUCACCUUGACGGAUCUCAAGGAGGGGAACGCUCUCCCCGUCUACUUCCCCAAGAGGGACCCUUUAGCCUCCCCCAAGUUCCUGCCUCGGGAAGAAGCCGAGUCGAUCCCCUUCUCGUCUGCCCGUCUCCCGACUCUCCUGGAACUCUUUAACUUCCCGCGGGACUCUGCUCAGGCCUCGGCCAUGGAGGACACUCUCCGGCAGUGCGAGGCGCAGCCUAUUGUGGGGGAAAUCAAGAUCUGCGCGACUUCCCUCGAGUCCCAGCUUGAUUUCGUCCGCUCUAUCUUUGACAGUGCCCCGGCUGGCCCGAGCAAGUUCGCUGCCUUGUCCACAUCCCACCUUGCUGGGUCAUCCCAUACGGCCAGCUUCCAGAACUACACGAUCUCAGGCCCCCCACUAGAGGUGGCAGCGCCGACAAUGGUGGCAUGCCACACUAUGCCAUACCCCUAUGCAGUCUUUUACUGCCACAGCCAGAAGAGCCCAAACAGGGUUUUCCAGGUGCCCUUGCUAGGCGAAAAUGGGGAAGCCGUGCAGGCCUUGGCAGUAUGUCACCUGGACACAUCCCAGUGGAGUCCCGAACAUGUGUCGUUCCGGGUGCUUGGUAUCGAGCCAGGGAGUUCCCAUGUGUGUCACUUCUUCCCUGCAGAUCAUCUCGUGUGGGUACCUGCAAACUAGGGAGUUAUCGGGUGCUAUGAGAAAACCGGCUUGCCCGUGCUAUGAACCAGCAUAGAAGCCUGAUACUUGUGCUCUUUUGUGCUGUAUCAGUUUGAGCUUCUUUCAGAACAUGGACGAGUCGGCAGUCCUACUAGUAGAUAUGUAUUUCAUAUGUAAUGUCUAUAUGUUUAGUUCGAGUCAGCACUAUUGUGUUAUACCUUGCUAUGCUAAGUUAACUACGCUGGGUUGCUAUUUACCUAUGUAAUUGCCUUACGGCAAAAUAUCAUGUUGUUCUCAGAGAGAGCAGCGUUUUCAAUUCCAUAAGUUAGGCUCGAGAUCUCGAAGCCGGCUUGGUCGACA
Messenger RNA from Punica granatum (pomegranate), 1413 nucleotides. The record is from RefSeq and is a predicted model, not a curated record. NCBI's taxonomy places the organism in Eukaryota, Viridiplantae, Streptophyta, Magnoliopsida, Myrtales, Lythraceae.